Messenger RNA from Odontomachus brunneus, 2493 nucleotides. Its product is annotated as la-related protein 6-like. The record is from RefSeq and is a predicted model, not a curated record. Lineage: Eukaryota; Metazoa; Arthropoda; Insecta; Hymenoptera; Formicidae. The coding region runs from base 1390 to 2493 and encodes 367 amino acids. Gene Ontology annotation, molecular function: mRNA binding. The transcript has 4 exons. Gene Ontology annotation, biological process: RNA processing. Gene Ontology annotation, cellular component: nucleus.
GGAAGGCCAGUAUGCCAGUGCGAGCGAGUGCGCUCUUGUACGAUCUCCCGGUGUACAGUUCGCACCUUCGCAAAUCGCUUCUCUCUCAUCGCGCCGCUUCAAGAGGCCCCCCGUCGAGUCCUCGAGUCGGCGACUCCUCCUCGUCGGCGCAAUUUCGAUAUACGUCUCGACCCUCCUUCGCACGCAUUUUAACGCAGUGAUGUGCGUCGGCGUGAUGUUCGGUGCGCCCACGUCCGCGAGGAGAAGCGCGUGACGAUUCCUCUCGUUUUUGUCGCGAAGCAAAGUCGAGCAGCCGCCGUUAGCGAAGAGAGGUAACGUCCUCUUCACCCUCUGCGCUUCCACGUCGAGUCUGCACACAGACAGGUGCAUGCUGCACUCGAAUAAAUGUUACUUGCUUCAAGUGUUCCAUAAGUUGACGCGUCCGUGAAUCACAGGUCCAUCGUAAGCGAUAAAUUUACUCGAAGCACAAAGUCGGAUCAACUUUUCCAGUCUUGCAAUAUUUUUGUAAAGAGACACUGCGAUACAUUCUUCCUCUGAGUACAUGCUAAUCAACUUUUCUCAAACUUGUGAUGAAUAUAUUUCGAAGAUUGCUAUGUAGAGAAGAUAUUUUUCGUUGAAAAUAAUCAUUACUUAAAAGAAGUAAAAGGAGCAGAUUGAAUAAUCGCAGAAAGUAGAACGAUAUUUUUCUGCGUAUACCUCGACGUCGCGUGUCGUUCUAGUCGAUUCUAUCUAAAGUAACGUUUUGUUUAUUAACAAGUACACUUCACAUAAAUAUAUUACUGCAAAUCUAUGCAUGGUUGCGUUAAUGUAAUACAGAAAUACAUCGGAAUAGAAGCAAACCGCGUCGCGAGGUGUAGAUAUUGUCGCGAAAUAAAUAAAUUUCCACGAAUCGCGCGAGGAGAAAAAUCGAAAACGAUUCGAUCCGCGACAGAGUUCAAGAUCACGGAAAAUUGAACAGUAUGUGAGUGCACCGGAUACUGAUAAAUUGCACAUCACUGUACGCGAUACAUUAAUCACGUCGCUCGAUGAACAUUGUUGUCUCACAACUAUUCUCAUCCAUUUUCCCGUCCGUAUAUUGAUGUCGACGGGGCUGGCGGCGAUAGUGACCGUGAGUUUUCUGGUUUAGCGUUUAACGUAAUCGCGCCCCCGUUGAGAGAUCCGUACCGAGUCGGGGAACGUUCGAGCGGGCACUCCUCAAGCCGAGAAAGAAUGUGAGGCUUUUGCCGCGGGGGGAGAGGACGGCCGUCAACGGUGUGUCUUCAAAUGUAACAAGGAGGCGCAGACUUAGAACUCACGCGCGAACAAUACGAAAGGUCGCUAAGCGGUUUUCGCUUUGUCACGUCUUCCUAGAGAACUCACAUCUUCAAAUUUCUUUGCUGCGACACAAGGAUGGAGCUGGAGAUACACCAAGAGUCGAAGGAUGGGAUUGGCAGCUUGCCGUUCGUGCCGCCUCCCAUGAAGAAAUCCGAGACGAGGGACAGUAUCUCGUCCGUCGACAGCGACGUAAGUCUCUCGUUCGACAGGAGAGGUUCCAAGGGCGAGGAGGCCGAUCUGUCGGACUACGACAGCGAGAUCAGGCCCCCAAAGGAAGAGAUCGGCGUCGACCAAGACUCAGGCGCGGACUCCUUGGACGACUCGACGCCGAAGGAGCUGGCGAACAGCCGGGAACAACAACAGGAGCCAUCAAAGGUUCCCGUUUCUGAAAGUACCGCGGACGAUUUCGUGCCGCCGAGCGACGACUUAGCCGACAAGAUCUGCGCCCAGGUGGAGUUCUACUUUUCCGACGAGAACAUCGUGAAGGAUGCUUUCCUGCUGAAGCACGUGAAGAGGAACAAGGAGGGCUACGUGUCUCUCAAGCUGAUAUCCAGCUUCAAGAGGGUGAAGCACCUCAGCAGAGACUGGAGAGUGGUCGGCGCGGCCUUGGCGAGGUCCAAGAAGCUGGAGGUGAAUCCGCAGGGUACUAAGCUGCGCAGAGUGGAUCCCUUACCGCCCUUCGACCAGACGGCGCCCUCCAGGACCAUCUUGGCGGCGAGGCUGCCGGUGGAGAAGCUCACGGUCGAGUCGGUCGCCGAGAUCUUUAAGCCCUGCGGUGAAAUCGCGCUCAUCAGGGUGCUCAGGCCCGGGCACCCAGCACCCUCCGAGGUACGACAGGCUAUCUCGAAGAGGCCAGAACUGGCGUCCAGCGAGGAGUGCGCCAUGGUCGAGUUCACGGACUCGAAUUCUGCGCGGAUCGCCAUGCAAAUGACGACCUUGGGUGACGCCAAGGUAUUCGAGCUGCAUCAGUCGGCUGACAAGAAGAGGAAGCAUCAGCCCACGAAGAAAAGUGUUCUUAAUAGAGUGACUAGGGAGGAUAACUACAAUUCGUCCAGUUGUCCAAGCGGCUCUGAACCGGAGGAUGGGCGAAUGAGGCACAAGAAAAGCGUCCCAGGAUACCCGAUGUAUCACAUCCACGCGGGUUAUCCUUUCCAAGCCGAAACUGCUUCCGAGUCAUAA